AAUUUACUGGCAGAUUGUUUUGCUAGGCCACAACAAUCUAAUGGAAAAAGAGUAAAUACAGUACUAGUGACUUCAUGUGCAUUUUAUAACCUACAAACAGCAUGCCAUCAACUGAAGACGCCUAUUAUCAUGAGCUAGAAUAUAUCAAUUAUUAAUACAACCACAACAAAAACAUUGGAGAGUAAGUUUUUAAUAAUCAUUAGAGCUUAUGGGUAGACGAGGAGAUGGCCAAUAUUAAUUUCCCCAAGUAAAACAGUCUCAUAGGUCCUCCAAUCGGAGGUGGCGCUGUGGGACAAAUUGUUGUUUAACACCGCUGUCAUUCCCAUCAUACUAACGUUCACCGUGUUGUUGAAUGUUCUACAUUUUGGUUUUAGUUAUAUUUUACACGACUGUAACCCUCAUAACAUUCAGCUACAUUAACAAUCCUACAUUUAGCCCAGAACGGAAGCGGGUUUUUUUUGUAAGGCGUUGCUCAAUUCGUUUACCUCGGUGUAGUGAGCUGGCUCUCGUUUACCUGAGUGGAGUUAGCAGGCUUUCGUCGUGACCUUUUCCCAACUGCUCAGAUGGACGUCAAGGAGGAAACGAUGGCGGCGUUCGAACUCUUUGACGCCAGGAAGCAAGCAAGUACAAUCGAAGUGGCCGAGCUCCCUCAAGCCUCUGUCCUGGUGCCUCUGUUUGUGAGGAGCGGGAAGAUACACACCCUGAUGACCCAGCGCUCGGAGCAGGUAACCGCAACGUACUCUGGACCCAAGCUGAGGGUGGGUGCGGGCGAGGUGUGUUUCCCUGGCGGCAAGCGAGACCCCAGUGACAAAGAUGAAGUGCACACGGCCUUGAGAGAGGCUCACGAGGAGAUCGGCCUUCUUCCAGGUGACGUCCAUGUCACCUGCAAACUGCUACCCAUCAUUUCAAAGAACGCCAUUAUAGUGACUCCGGUUGUGGGCUUCAUCCCAGAUUCGUUCCGCGCCCAUCCCAGCCCUGCAGAGGUGAGUGCCGUUUUCACAGUUCCGCUGGACUUGUUCAUUGGACCCACCGCCUCUCCCAAGGCUACAUUGGUGCCGUCGCUUUCCUUUGACUUUGUGGAGCCCCACACGGGAGCCAGGUAUCACAUUUGGGGCCUGACCGCCAUGGUGGCCUUUGUGGUCGCCAGCAUCGCUCUCAAGACCAAAGCCAAGGGUCAUGAGACUUUUAACGCUGAGGGCUUGAUGUCCAUGCUCAGGCAGCGUUUAGAACAAAGAACGAGGACACCAAGUAAAUUGUGACUCGUCAUUUCAUUGGACUGAAGAUUGGGAUUUCUACAAAGGACAACUGGGUUUUGUUUGUAUUAUAUAAAUAUAUAUUUGAUUUGUGUUUUAUUAUUAGAAGCAAACACAUGUAACUUUUCAAAAGUGAAGUUGUGAUAUUUUGAAAAAGUUGUACUGAAAUGUGACUAAAGUGAAAGCCAUUUUCUCAAUUUGAGGAGUUGUGAGAAUAGAUGCUUUGUGGCAGUGCAGUAUGUUUAAUAUCAUUUUCAUAAAUAAAUGAAUACGACUUACACUUUUUGGGGGUGUAUUUGAACAAUUUUUCAUUUUCUUCAAACAAAUUAAUAGUUUAACAUAAUUGCUUGUCAUUUUUGGAGUGUUGUUGCGUGGGAGGGUGAAGGGGGGGUCUAUCUGCCUCCCUUCACCAUUCGUGUAUGACCGUGACCUGGAUGCCCGAGAACCUACACGCACAAAAACAAAAUGUUUUUGCAAAAAUGUUUUUAAAAAAUGUGGGAUGGACAAUGAAAAAAAAAACCCAAUGUGUUAUUUUUUCACUUUUAUUAAUUUAAUGUAGCAGCAGGAUUAGAUACAAACUGAAGAGAGUAUACAAAUGUCCAGACCAAGGCAAAGUACAUAAUGAUAAUUCAAAUGAAUGAUAACACACUGAGGGGGCUUGACCAUUAUCCCUAAAUGCAGGGCUGUAAGACUAAAUAUAUACUACACACACGCGCACGCACACACAAAACAAGAGUGACAAAGCAAACUGAGGGUAAGCUCCUUUUGACUACAACAGUACAACAUACGGCUCACGUUAUUGGCAAUGAACAGUAACUUUUUUUUUUUGCCUUUCACAGCAACAGUCGAGUAAAUGCAGAGAAGCACGGCAGCACAAAAACACCCUUGCAAGGAAACAAAUCGCCAUUAUGUCGUCCCUUUUAAAAAAAACAAAUCUCACGAGGCACCCCAAAAUAGAAUGAUAUCAUGCAACGGUUGUUCAAAAAUACAAACAACCAGUAUGGGCUGUAGUUUUGAG
Hippocampus zosterae (dwarf seahorse) is the source of this 2271-nucleotide messenger RNA. It is a transcript of the gene nudt7, whose product is annotated as nudix (nucleoside diphosphate linked moiety X)-type motif 7. The coding region runs from base 564 to 1259 and encodes 231 amino acids. The record is from RefSeq and is a predicted model, not a curated record. Gene Ontology annotation, biological process: coenzyme A catabolic process. Lineage: Eukaryota; Metazoa; Chordata; Actinopteri; Syngnathiformes; Syngnathidae. Gene Ontology annotation, molecular function: acetyl-CoA hydrolase activity; coenzyme A diphosphatase activity. The transcript has 3 exons.